AUGGGCUCGAAUCUUCCAUAUGCAGCCGAUGCGGAAAGUCCGCUGAAACCCGCGGAACUCCAGGUCUUGCGGUCGCAAUAUGAAAAAGAAGGCGACUACGUGGGGAUUCAGACGAAAUUCAACUAUGCUUGGGGCCUGAUCAAAUCCAACACUCGCUCUGAUCAACAAGAAGGCGUCCGUCUCCUGUCCGAGAUCUUCCGUGCAUCACCCGAACGACGCAGGGAAUGUCUGUACUAUCUGGCGUUGGGGAACUACAAACUGGGGAACUAUGGCGAAGCUCGACGAUACAACGAUCUCCUGCGGGAGAAAGAACCAGCGAAUCUGCAGGCGGCCAGUCUGGGGACGCUGAUCGAUGAGAAGGUCUCCAAAGAGGGAAUGCUGGGGAUUGCGAUCGUGGGAGGACUGGCGUUGGCAGCCGGCGUGGUGGGAGGCGUGGUAUUUCGGAAGAGGCGAUAA
Molecule: messenger RNA, 456 nt
Organism: Aspergillus tanneri
Lineage: Eukaryota; Fungi; Ascomycota; Eurotiomycetes; Eurotiales; Aspergillaceae
Gene: FIS1
Product: mitochondrial fission 1 protein
Exons: 4
Coding region: 1-456 (151 amino acids)
Biological process (GO): peroxisome fission; autophagy of mitochondrion; mitochondrial fission
Cellular component (GO): peroxisomal membrane; mitochondrial outer membrane
Molecular function (GO): protein binding
Source: RefSeq, a predicted model, not a curated record